AUGACUUGCCUACGUCAUCAGGCUCUUCCGGCUGGCUUUGCCGACGAUGACUUCGGCUUCCACUACGUGGAGCCAGAAGCCGCCGACGCGCCGCUCGCACAGCGGCGGGAGACGACGGAGGCGAUGACGCUACAACGGAAGAUUUCCAGCGCACGAAGCGUCGGCGUGGUGCUGGACCUGGUCACCGUCUCCGACCUCGACGCUUUGCACGUGGCCACCGCCCUACACCGCCUGGCGCGCCUCGGGGGCCGCGGUCUGGCGGCGUCCACGGCGGUGGAGGCGUUGCUGAAACGCCUGGAGGAUGGAACCGUGGAGAAGUUGGGAGCCCAGGCGCAGGUCUCGCUGCUUUGGGCCGCCGCGAAACUCUCCUUGGGCGGUCCCUGGCUGUCGCGUCUGGGGAAGGCGCUGGAGGUCUCCGACCUGUCAGGCCAUCAGUUGGCCACGGCCUUCUACGCCGUGGCGCGCUUGGAGUCCGGCGGCUUCCCAGCGCAGGAAUUCCAAGACCUGGUAGAACAGUUGCAUCGUGAGUUGCAGCGUAGACAGAAAGCCUUGGGGCCCGGUGGGACCUCGGCCCUGGACAGCAUUCUGUUGGCUGAUGCUCUGGCGAAGCUGCAGAUCCGGGAUGAGCCCCUCUUCAGCAGCCUGGCGACUGCCUUGCUGAAGCACCUGGAGGCCAAGCAGCUGGGUGUCCGAGAGCUGCGCCACGCGGCCAGCGCCUUUGGACAGAUGGGAUUUGUGGACAAACAGUUGAUGGCUAAAAUGAUGGGCUGGCUACAGACGCGUUUGGACGACUGCAGUUCCAGCGAUUUGUCCGCCCUGGCCUUCAGCUUCUCCCGCUGCGUCCCCGCCGUGCCCUCUGCGGGCCGCGCCUUCUUCGGUGCGCUGCCGCAGCACCUGGCGCCGCGUGUAGAGCUCGGCGAGGUUUCACCGCAGGAGGCCGCAGUAUUCCUGGUGAGUUUUUCCCAAGCGCAUCUGCUGGAUGAUCACGCGGAGAGUUUGAUGCGUUUGGCGCCGCUGAUUGAGAAGUCACCGAACGCGUUGAAUGGCCAUUGGAUGGCCUUGUUGGUUCCCGGCAUCAGUCAUUUAGCCAAAGCUUCGCUAAUGGAGGUGCUUGCGAACCGAAGCAGUCAGCUCUCCGCGACCUUGUCCCCGCGUCAGUUGGCGCGUUUGGCCAUUGGUUUCGGACAAGGACAGCUUCAGAGUCCCAAGCUGUGGCAGUCUUUGACCAAAGAGGCCAUGUCCAAGUCUGGUUCCUUUUCAGCGCCCGAUACCUUGCGGCUGCUGGCCGGCUUGGAUGCAGCAAAGGUGAACGAUCGAAAGCUCCUGAAGAUCUUUUGGGCACGUGUUGCCGAGAAGCAAGCAAAGUACCUUGCCGAAGAAUUGUUGGCCUUGCUGCAGCUUUGGCCACGUCUACCGCCAGAGCUGCGAUCCGACGAGCUGCCACGAGACCUGAUGAAGCACCUCCGCACUCGCUUGGAGAAAGGAACCAAGGGGCUCGGAUGGGUGUGCCCAGGUGAGUUGGCUGUGGAGUUGUUGGAGUGGCUGCCCUCCAGUCGUCAUCUCACCGGUCGUCCUCUUGACCUACGGCUGCUGCGCGCCAUGCUGCUGCAGCUGCCGCGGCAACUGCGCAGCGGCCCGGAGACGCGACAACGACUGUUGAGCGCCCUCACCACGGACCCGGAGCUCUGGUCCAAGGCGCGCAGUGAGCUGCUGCCGGACGAGAAGUUCCACCGUGCGCUGGGGAAGAUCUGCCAGGACCAUCAAUCCGACGAUGGCUGGCGCGACUCUGCGGUGGAGCUUGUCUUCUCCUGUGCACAGCUGGGCGUCGACAGCCGCGAGCUGCAGAAGCUGCUCCAGCAGCUGCUGCAGGAGCCGCUGCAGCUGGCGCAAAGUGCCAAGGUCUGCUGGGCCUGUGCAGAGCUAGGUGUCCUAUCGAAGGAAGCAGAGAAGCUUCUCCAGGUGGCCGAUGGAGACACCCAGGACGCGCUGAGUUGGCUGCGCCUCUCCUGGGCCUCCUUGGUCCUUCAGCGACCUCUGCCGCUGCGAGUGACAGAUCUGCCGGGGGAAGUGCUGAUGCAGCAGAUGUCUCCCUCCGAUUUGCGACCUUUGCAACAACUUGCUUGGCACAGUCAGCAGCACCUGGGCCUCUCCAGCGCCUGGUCCGACGCCAUGCUGGGCGCAGGGCCGCUGGUGCCCCGCACGGCAAAGACGAACGCGGGAUCUGCGGGCGGUUCGAUGCCGAGCCAGACGGAUGCCGAAAAGCUGCUGUCGAGCCUGCUGCAGAACCUGCGGGUGCCGCACGUCGUGGCUAGUUCCAAGGCGGUGCCCGGGAAUAUCUAUCGAGUGCCUUUGUGGUUUCCAGCUGCCAACGCCGUGUUGGAUCUGUCAACCAGCAGUGAUCGGUUGAUCUCCGGGAAGUACAGCGGGACGGCACGGAUGAGGCGCCGACAGCU
Cladocopium goreaui is the source of this 2453-nucleotide messenger RNA. NCBI's taxonomy places the organism in Eukaryota, Dinophyceae, Suessiales, Symbiodiniaceae. The record is from the annotation of a GenBank genome assembly.